This is a messenger RNA of Danaus chrysippus (African queen), 339 nucleotides long. Lineage: Eukaryota; Metazoa; Arthropoda; Insecta; Lepidoptera; Nymphalidae. The record is from the annotation of a GenBank genome assembly.
CUGUGGUCUCCUGGAGAAGAAGAUACUGGCCAACCUCCACCGUCUGCAGGCCACCACCUGCACGUGACUGGUGCAGGUAGCGGCACGUGCUACCACCGUCGAUGCAUUCCAGAGUUUGUAUUGGAGAAUGUUGUUGUAUUGAUAACAAUGUCCCGCCGUACUGUGGGCGCUAUCACCGACGAGGUGGACAUGGCCGGGGCACGUUUGGCUGAAUGUCUGGAAGCAAUGUUGCCGAACCAUCCUGAUGAUCAACAGCCACUCAGUAACAUCGCCUUCUUCUACACGGAACAGAACAUGCAUAAUGUUCAAAGAACAUCCACACAGACUUCAGGUAGAUAA